AUGAAGCCCCUUCAGUUUUCCAGCGCAGCUGAGUUGUUUGACUUCAUACAGGACAAGAAAAAUGACGUGGAAAUAUUGGCCUGCAUCAUUAGCAACCUUCUGGGGGGUUUCUUCAAGUGCUUCUUCUAUGUGCCUGAAAUUUCUUUGGCCAAAUUGGAGAACGGUUUCCCUUUUGAUGGGUCUUCCAUCAAGUUAUGCUCAGAUGCAGAGGUCAGCGACUUCUACAUAAAGGCAGAUGUGUCCACGUGCUUCAUUGAAAAAUGUGAUGGAAGGAAUAUGCUAAAUGUAUUAUGUGACAUCAAAAGGUAUAACGGAUUGGACUACUACAAAUGUCCUCGAACUAUUUUGAAGAAAACGUGCACUUUUGUCAAGAAGGAAAAUAUAGCGGACACAGUUUACAUAGGAAACGAAAUUGAGUUUUUCAUUUUCGAUAAAGUAAAUUUUGGCCUCGAUGAUUACGACAGUUAUUUUAAGGUCUACGACAGGGAAUCCUUCUCCUGCAAAAAUUGUUGCAAUGGAUAUUCCUGUGCAAGUAAUGCAGAACAUGCUACUACAUCCAGCCUGGCCUACCUUGGCAACAUAACAACAAAUGAUGAUAGCAAGAAGGUAAAAAAAAAAUGCGGCUAUUUUUCCACAGACCCAUAUGAUACUUCUAAUAUGAUCAAGCUUCGAAUUUGCAGGAUCUUAAAUAGCCUGAAUAUCCACGUGCAGAAAUAUCACCAUGAGGUUUCAACUAGCCAACAUGAGAUAUCUUUGAAAUAUUUUGACGCUGUUAAAAAUGCAGAUAAUUUAAUUAUCACGAAACAGGUAAUAAAAAGUACUGUGCAUAAUUUCAACCGAACGGCUACCUUCAUGCCGAAACCUCUAGUAAGUGACAAUGGAAGUGGCCUACAUUGUAACAUUUCCCUCUGGAAGGACAACAAAAACAUAUUCUUUGCUGAUGACCCAUCUACGUUUUUCCUUUCGAAAGAGGCCUUCUAUUUUAUGAAUGGAAUUAUUAGACAUGCGAAAGCGUUGCAAGCCUUUUGUAAUUCCACUGUGAAUUCAUAUAAAAGGUUAGUUCCAGGAUUUGAAACCUGUCAGAAGCUCUUCUAUUCCUUUGGCUCCAGAAAUGCGGUUAUUAGGUUGUGCAUGAUUAAUUACGACAACCCAAAUGAAAAGCGAAUUGAGUUCCGACUACCUGAUUAUGCCAACUCACCUCACUUAGUCCUCGCCGCCAUCAUCCUGGCAGGAUAUGAUGGUAUCAAAUCGAAGGAACAGCCACUGGUGCCAUUCGAGAGUAAAGAUAACAACUUUCUUAUUUCCAGCAUAUUUUCUAAAUACGUUGAGAAUACACAAAAUUUCAAAACUGUCACACAUGCACUGGAAGGCUACGACACCAUUCAUGAGGUGAAGAAGAACCCUGAAUUUGUUGACUUUUUCAGUUGCAAGGAGCCCGAGAGCAUAUGCUUCUCUCUGGAGGAAAGUUUGGAUGCCCUGGAGAAGGACCACGCCUUUUUAACGCGGGAUGGAAUCUUCACAGAGGAAGUCAUUGAGGAGUAUAUAAAGUUCAAGAGGGACGAGAUAGCGGCCUACAGAAGGAAUGUCACUCCAUACGAUUACUACUUAUAUUACGACUGCUAA
Messenger RNA from Plasmodium knowlesi strain H, 1623 nucleotides. RefSeq names its product glutamine synthetase, putative. NCBI's taxonomy places the organism in Eukaryota, Apicomplexa, Aconoidasida, Haemosporida, Plasmodiidae. Bases 1 to 1623 code for a protein of 540 amino acids. The transcript has 3 exons. Gene Ontology annotation, molecular function: glutamine synthetase activity. The record is from RefSeq and is a predicted model, not a curated record.